AUGUUGAACACAGCUCAAGGAAUUCCUGCACAUUCAUGCACAUUCCUGCAUAUUCCUGAACAGNCAUAUUAUUAUUCACCUACUCUUUCAUUAGCAGAUUUUUAUCAUGUUCAAUAUUCAACAUCAGUUGAUUUAAGUAGCAAUGUUAUUAUUACGGUUAUUCCUAAUUUAGGUUGUUCAGAUGAUGAUUGGAUUUCAGCACGUCCAUAUCCUCUUGGUAUUGUAGCACUUGUUAAACGAGGUGAUUGUACUUUUGAAAGUAAAGCUCGUCUUGCAAGUAAAUACAAUGUUGCUGCAUUAUUAAUUUAUAAUGAUGGUACAACAUCUAGCAAUAUGCAAUCUAUUUAUAUAAAUCUUGGUCAAAAUAAUCGUGUACCAGCACUUUUUCUUUCAUAUAAUGUUGGUCAAUCACUUGCCACUGCAGCAAGUGAUCCAUCAAAAAUUACAACUGUUCGUCUUACGAUUGUGACUGAUAGUGCAUGGAAUCCUGUUGGAAAUAUUUGUGCAGAUACGUUAACAGGUGAUCCAACUCAAACAAUUAUUAUUGGUAGUCAUAGUGAUAGUGUUACUGCUGGUGCAGGUAUUAAUGAUAAUGGCAGUGGUACUGCAGCUAAUCUUGCUUUAGCUACUACUCUAUCAUAUCUUUUACAAACAUCAGAUUAUGUUCCUUAUAAAUAUCGUAUUCGAUUUUGUUGGUGGGGUGCUGAAGAAUUAGGUCUUCUUGGUGCCAAUUUUCAUGUAUCAGAAGCAAAGAGAUCAACUGUAGUUGGUGAACGAGUAAACGACUAUUUGGUUAAUAUUAAUUUGGAUAUGUUAGGAUCACCAAAUUUUAUAUUCGGUAUUUAUGAUGGUAAAACAGCUCCGAGUGCUGCUCCAGCAGCUGCUAAACCCGGAAGUAAUAAAAUGACAACAUUAUUUCAAGAUUGGUUUAUUGGAAAUAAAUUUCCUUGGGAUUAUACAUACUUCGAUGGUCGUAGUGAUUAUGGUCCAUUUUUAGCUGCGGGUGUAGCUGCAGGCGGACUCUUUUCAGGAGCCGACGCAUUAAAGACAGUAGAACAACGUAGUCGAUACGAUGCUAUGCUGGGAGCAGGCUUUGGUGGAACUUCAGGAAUUCGACAAGAUAAAUGUUAUCAUGAAUCGUGUGAUACAACGAGUAAUAUCAAUAAAUUUGCUCUUGAUAAAAUGGUGCAAGCAACUGCAUAUGCUAUUGAAAGUCUUGGUCGACAACCUGAGUUAGCAAGUUGGUUAUAUCCUGCUAGAGAAAUUCAAGAGCUUGAAAGACAAACACCACAGCAAAAAUUUGAAUACAAUUCCAUUAAUGAAUAUUUUGGACUACCUUAUAACUAA
Messenger RNA from Rotaria sp. Silwood2, 1347 nucleotides. NCBI's taxonomy places the organism in Eukaryota, Metazoa, Rotifera, Eurotatoria, Philodinida, Philodinidae. The record is from the annotation of a GenBank genome assembly.